AUGAGAAGCAAAAGGCAAGGACAGCAUUAUCGACUGCGGUACGCCCCGGUAAGUCCGGUACACGUGGCAACAGCGCGCCGCGGCGCGUGUGAUCGAUGCCUGACGCGUCGCCAUGACGACGGCGCGGCCCGAGCGUCGCGACGCCUCAUCGCGCCCGCGCGUCCGCUCGAUCAAGGUCAAGGCUUCCCCGCGCCUUCGCUCUCGCUAACACGAUUAUCGUGCGCCUGUAGUGAUGCGCGAGCGAGCGCCGACUCGUGGCGACUGGCCCGCGGCGUCGUCGGGCCGACACGCAUCCAGCGCUCCGGUCAAGGAGAGCGGCCAGGCCAGUCUGCCGGCGGUCGCGAGCCAGUUCAGACCUGUCUGCCGGUGGUCGCGAGCCUGCACAGACCUGUCUGCCUGCCUGUCCGCCUGUCCGGCGCCGCCUGCCUCGAGCCGCAGAUGGCGAGGGUGGUCGCGAUCCUGGCGCUGAGCGCGCUGGCUGUUCCGGCGGCCUCGGGAGGGGCCGAGACGGUUCCAGAACCUUCCGGCAAGGACUUCCUGCGGACCGUGAUCGGCCGGCUGCAGUCGGAGCGCGAGCGCACGCACGCCGGCGGCAACGUCAAGGUGCUGACCGACCGCGACAUUGCUGCCAACCACCACAGCAUGGAGGUCAUGGGCCCCACGCCGUUACCGCCCGCCAGAGACUCGGAGGAAGGCACAGAGAGCACGGUGUUCUCAGCCAAGAGCACUGUGCCCGUGCCGCCGGCCUUCUCGAAGGAGGAGCUGGUGUCGCUGUACCAAGCAGCUGUGCAGAAGGGAGCCUCGCUGGACCUGGACCAGCUGUUCGGCGGCGACGCGACCAGCAGCAAGCUGGCCCUGCAGAGCCUGGUGCCCGGAGACCCCCCUCCAGCCGACACGGUGCCGGGGUACUACUACUACUACUACCCCAUCAAGAGCUUCGUGAAGAACCUGCAAGCGGAGAGCAUGCAGGCGCAGAGCGCUCCGGAGCCGAGCCACGCCACCAUGAUGCUGGUGGACGCGACGGCGGGCGACCGCCGCGUCGACCCCUUGUUCGUGGCCAUGGCCAGCUUCGUCAGCAUGGCGCUCGUGUUCGCCUUCUCCACGCUGUUCCUGCCCAAGUUCGGCUCCGCCCUGCGCGCGCGCGGCCGCCUGCCCGACGAGCUGGCGGGGCUGACACGCGCCGUGCUGGCGGCCCUGGAGGGCGACUCGUGCGGCGAGCGGCUGGCCUGCGAGGCGGGGCGGCUGCUCCGCGGCAAGUCGCUCCGGUUUAUUGAAGCCAUUCUUCCUGCUCCAAUAAGAAAGCAGCUUCACCAGCUCCGCAAUUACGUAGGAAGAAUUAAGAGUUGUAAUCUUAUUUCUUGCAAAAAACAUUCGAAAAAAUCUGUGCAAUAGUUGUAUCAUGUUGUUCCUGUGCAAAAAGUAGACAAAAUUUAAAUUAAUUCUUAAUUUCAGACAAUACCAU
Bacillus rossius redtenbacheri is the source of this 1462-nucleotide messenger RNA. RefSeq lists its product as uncharacterized. NCBI's taxonomy places the organism in Eukaryota, Metazoa, Arthropoda, Insecta, Phasmatodea, Bacillidae. The coding region runs from base 1 to 1392 and encodes 463 amino acids. The record is from RefSeq and is a predicted model, not a curated record. The transcript has 6 exons.